AUGAGCUUGCCAUCUCCUCCGAGGCACCUCAUUUACGUUGACGUCAGCAUCGUAUCCGGAGGCUCGCUACCGAUUCCAACACCAACUUUCCCCCGACCUGUCAUCAAUGUUUCAUUCGCUGAGAAUGUUCCGUCCACGAAGGUGCAGAUCGAUACUGCGAAAGAUAGGAGUGGAUCGGACAAUAAUAACAUCGAGUAUUCCAUCGUGCAGGAUGAGGGCUCUGAUAAGUUUCUGUUGACCCUGAAUAGGACAGCAUCAAAAACUCUUCUCUAUCUAUCGAAUAAAGUGCCUUUAGACCGAGAAGAGAUGGAUCGGUACGUUUUGAAUGUAUCUGCCCAAGAUGAUGGCAUACCGGUUCGAAUCGGAUAUUUAAAAGUGAACGUACUCGUACUCGACGCCAACGAUAAUGCUCCGACCUUCAGCAGCGAGUUGUACGAGUUGAACAUUAGCGAAUCGGCUCCAAUGAAUGCGUUUGUCUUUCAGAUGACCGCUUCCGACGUCGACUCGGGACCGAACGGUUCAGUGAAGUACCGACUAAUCGACUCUUACGACGGACAGUUUGCAAUCGAUUCGAACAGCGGGGAUGUAACAGUGGCCAAAUCACCUCUCAACUGUCCAUCGUCCUGCUUGAUCAGCACCAACUCCAUGCGUGCACAGACCAGGUCCUGCUCCGAAUUCACGUGCAUGAUUUCUGUUGAAGCUUUCGAUUCAGGUCAGCCACAAAUGUCAUCUCGGUCCUAUCUAGCGAUAUAUUUAUUGGCCGAAAAUAACCACAGUCCAGUCACCAGUUUCACCAACGUCCAGUCCAACAAUACAUUGUUCUUAAGCAUGAACAGUUUGAAAGAUGAGACGGUCAUAUCGAUUGUUAAAAUAUCUGACGAUGACAGGGGCGAUAAUGGAAGAGUUACGUUGUCACUAACUUCCGGAAAUGAAUUGUCGGUAUUUAGAUUGGACCCCUCCUCAAUUUCAGUGAUGUACCUGUUGAAAAUUGCAAACGUGGACGUCGAGAGAAGAGCCAAAAAAUUGAUUUAUAAUUUAAAUUUUCUCGCGUCUGACUUCGGAACACCGAGGCGAUGGUCA
This is a messenger RNA of Helobdella robusta, 1080 nucleotides long. RefSeq lists its product as hypothetical. Lineage: Eukaryota; Metazoa; Annelida; Clitellata; Rhynchobdellida; Glossiphoniidae. The transcript has a single exon. The record is from RefSeq and is a predicted model, not a curated record. Gene Ontology annotation, cellular component: plasma membrane. Gene Ontology annotation, molecular function: calcium ion binding. Gene Ontology annotation, biological process: homophilic cell-cell adhesion. The annotation marks the transcript as partial.